UGAGUCAGGGCACACAUGCCUCAGCUGUGAGAGGCCCAACUCCCCUUGGCUGGCUGGCAUCCCAGAACAGAGGCAGAGAGACACAGAGACAGAGGGUGAAGAGAAAGUUAAAGCAUAAGAAGAGGCAAGUGUUUGAAAACGUUUUCUUAAAAAAAGAAGAAGAAAGGAUAAGGGACUUGAGUUGUGUGUAGUGUGGCUCCUGCAGGUUGUGUUUCAGUAGCUUAUUUUUAUCUGUAGCCAGUGUGCAGGCGGUUUGCAUUUGGAGUCGACAGCCAUGGCGGAUACAGGUGUCAAGAAGGAGCACACAGAAGAGCCUUAUGAUGACGACGACGAGGUAGCUCUGGUGAGCGCCGCCACAGAGCCGGCUGUAGACGAUGAUGAUGAUGAUGAUGAGGAUGAUGAGGAUGAUGAUGCUUCUGAGGAGGUUGAACUGGAACUGGCCCCCGUACCUGGAGGCCAGACUGAAGCACAGAUGAAUGGUGUCAUGGUCCUGUCUCUGCUCGACAAGAUUAUCGGCGUAGUAGAUCAGAUCCAGCAGACCCAGAAUGGGCUGGAGGCCCGGCAGGGGGCAAUGGAGAAAUCAGUGUCAACCAUCCAAGGGGAGCUGGCCAAGUUGUCCAAGAACCAUGUCGGCACAACCCACACUGUCAACAAAAUGCUGGAUAAGGUACGCAAGGUCAGCGUCAACGUCAAGACAGUGAGAAACAACCUGGAGAAGCAGGCGGGCCAGAUCAAGAAGCUGGAGAGCAACGAGACCGAGCUUCUCAAGAGACGCAACUUCAAAGUGCUCAUCUACCAGGACAAAGUGAAGCCUCCCAAGCCAACCAAAUCCAAGACUGCAGAGACCGUGGUUGAAAGCACCGCCGUGGAGGGCCUUGAGCCAAUAUCUGAGGGACAGGAGGAAGUUCAAGGCAAUCUCAACUCCGAUGAAGAGGUGGAGAUUGAGGAGAUCAUCGAGGAGUCUCGCACCAAGCGCCUCCAACGCACCACCAAGCAGCAAGUGGACAACAUAAAGAAAGCCUUUUCCAAAGAGAAAAUGGAGAAAACCAAAAUAAAGACAAAGGAGAACAUGGAGAAGACCAGGCAGAGAACCCGCGAGAACCUGGAGAAAACAAGACAGAGAACCCGUGACAAAAUGGAGAAAACCAAGCACAGCCUGGAGCAGAAGAUGGGCCAGCUCGGGACCCGCAUGACCCCCAACAUGGAGCGCAGGGCAAAGAUGAAGAGCUCUAAAGAGAAGGCGAAGAAGUCCCUCAAUCCCGACCACAAGGUCUACGCUCGCUCCAAGACAACCGUGUACCGCGUGCCGCCCUUCACCUUCCAUGUGAAGAAGUUCCGAGAAGGAAUGGAGGAGGUGGUGCAAAACACAGAGAUGGAUGAAGCUGCCGACGGUGAAGGAGAGCCAGGGGGAGAGGAGAAUGGGCUGGGGGUGCACGUGGAGGUGGAGGAAGGGCAGCUGGUUAUGGUAGACAGCCCAGAGAUGGAGGCUCUGUUGGAGGUGACUGAGGACUCUCAGCUGGUCAGGGUGGAGCCAGAUCACCCAAAGGUCCAAACCGAGUAGAGUAUCCCAGCUCUGUCUCCUAUGAAGGAGGAAAUUAAAGGAUGAGGAGGGGAACGGAGUCUAAUCAUAAGGACACAAUAUUAGUCGUGGGGACUUUAUAGACGUGAUCACAAUCUAUGAUAUCUUUCUUGAUUUCUGUACUCUCUUUAUUUUACCCAACAUGGAUAAUUUCAUAUUUGCUCUUCUUUAGCAUACAGGUAGCGAAAAAACAAAAAAAGGCUAGCUUUUUAAAACAUGGUGCAGGCUGAAUGGUUGUGUAUGUUAAGGCUAAUUGCUGUUUGUUGUGGUUUUGAUCAUUUGAGUGGAUUUAAGAAUAAAAAGAUAUAAAUAGUCUUUACUAUUGACGAUGUAAUGUAUAACCUAAUAUUUGCCAUGUAUGAUGUGCACAUUUGUAGGUAACAGGAAGUUGUUGGCAGGAUUGAUGCUUAAACGAUGGUUUCAGAGUUGUAGUGUGCAAGAGUGAAACAAAAAAGAAAACCUGUAGGCAAGGUGUUGAUCUACAGAGAAAAAUAAAGAACUGAGGAGGCAGGAAUAGAGAACAUCUUUUCCUCAGCUAAAGAGUUUACAAAACAAUCCUUAUCUGCAAAAAGAAUUAAGACAUAUAGGUUAUUAACUACCUAUCACACAUGUUUUAGUAAAAUAUUAAUUACAAAUGUAAUCAUUUAAAUUUCUUUAAAUGAAAUACUCAAACUGCUUUCAAUAAAGUAUAGAUUGUAGCCUUUUUUAUCUUUACAAUGCAUGCAUGUACCAAUUUACCAUAUAGCCCUGCAAACUGGAUUAUAACAACAACUCUGUCGCCAAUGGUCACAGCUCAUCACAGUACAUUUGCAGAUCCCUAGCACAUGUAUAAAGGUAAUUGCAGGCAGAAAAGAAUUAUAGCGUGAAAAGCAAGAUGACAGUUUAAUGAAAUGUGGAAAUCCAAAUGUCACCCUAAAUGAAUGGAGAAAGCACAGACAAGCUAUUCUGAAUGGCAAGGUACUUCAAUAAAUGUCAGAGAAAAUCUUGUCAACAAACAGGUUUGCAGAGACCAGGUGCAAUGUUGUGGAUCAGUGAUUUCGACACUGAUGAAUAAACCUGCAUCUUUGUACAAGUUAGAAAAAACUUUGUUUUUUUAAGUAGAGGAAGCUAAAAUAAUUGAAUUGUGAAUAUUCAAUGUCUGAAGUAAACUGGCAAAGCCAGUGUUCCAUCAUUGCACUUUUGACCAUGUACGGCAAGCACACAGUGCUCCAGACAAAGAGAAGGUGAAUGCAUGGCUUCCAUUUUCAUCCCUAGAAGCUCUGUGAUCUUGAUGUGGUGCAGACAUGCAGAAGCCCACUGUGUAGCAUGGAGAACCAUUAAAAUAAUCAAUGGGCGGGGGAAUUCAAUUAAGCAGAGUGCUCUCUCUGAGCACUGAGCAGGGUAGAGAACAGGGAGAGGAACAAAGAAAAAGUGUGUGUGUGUGUGUGUGUGUGUGUGUGUGUGUGUGUGUGUGUGUGUGUGUGUGUGUGUGUGUGUGUGUGUGUGUGUGUGUGUGUGUGUGUGUGUGUGUGUGUCUGUGUCUGUGUGUGUUUGUGUGAUUGUGAAGAGUAAGUCGAUACUAUAUACCCAAUACCAUUGGUGAAACUCCAAGUCAAUGUGAGCAUCAAGUUCACAUUUCAAAGAAGCAAAGAAAUCAAUUACAGGCCUCUGACAUCACAUAUUACAUUAUAACUAUUAACAUUUUAUAUAUAAUUAAAUGUCUGUAGUGAUUAAUUACAAAACGAUUGACAUUGUUUUUGCACAGCAAACAUUAAACACUUGUAAGAUAUUGGUCCCUUUUUUAAAAAAGUUUGUUUUUGCCACCAUGUAUAAAAUUCCUGUUUUGACCUACUGGUUAUUAAAUAACUGAACCAGCCUGCUAUGAGGGCGAGGUAGGUAAUGAACAACUUAUACAGAGAAAUUGUUAUUUCAAAACAUCCUGUUAAACAAUGUGACACACUGCUAUCUUGAUGUUUUUAAUUCAUACCCAAAUAAAGAAGCUUGCCAUUUA
This is a messenger RNA of Eleginops maclovinus (Patagonian blennie), 3569 nucleotides long. It is a transcript of the gene cavin1a, whose product is annotated as caveolae associated protein 1a. The record is from RefSeq and is a predicted model, not a curated record. The transcript has 2 exons. Gene Ontology annotation, cellular component: caveola; cytoplasm. The coding region runs from base 275 to 1561 and encodes 428 amino acids. Gene Ontology annotation, molecular function: rRNA primary transcript binding. Gene Ontology annotation, biological process: transcription initiation at RNA polymerase I promoter; termination of RNA polymerase I transcription. NCBI's taxonomy places the organism in Eukaryota, Metazoa, Chordata, Actinopteri, Perciformes, Eleginopidae.